AUGAUUCUACAUGGCAGCCCCUCCUGGGUAUUCCGUCCAUCCCUGGUGGGUUGUGCACAUCUGGUGGCAGACCGCGGAUGGGCAGCAAGGGAAUGCCUUUGGGUGUGGCGCGAUGUCCGAGAUUGUGUGCAAUUCUGGUAUCGAAGUUGGGUCCAGUUCCAUCCGGGCCUGCAGUGCUGCUGGGUUUGUGCUGGUUCAUGUGGUGGCAGGACACGGACGGACAGCAAGGGAAUACCGGAGUCUAUCACGACAAGAGGUGCGCGAUGGUGUGUGGCCAAUGCUGGGCAGAUGGGUUCGCGAAUGCCGCAGUCGACGGUGGGUGUGGAUGCAAGGUCCGCAAUUCUGUGUGGAAACAUGCGGAAACGUGUUCGUACAAAUCUUGUCGCUGGACGUGGACAGGCAGCCACCGUUGGAAAACAAUACUUCGUGACAGCACUCAACCUGAGGUACUCCUGCGCGUCGCUGAGCCUUGAGCCUAGCGGCACAGCGGUCUGCAGACCAUAA
Molecule: messenger RNA, 504 nt
Organism: Symbiodinium pilosum
Lineage: Eukaryota; Dinophyceae; Suessiales; Symbiodiniaceae
Source: the annotation of a GenBank genome assembly